Messenger RNA from Panicum virgatum (switchgrass), 1542 nucleotides. Its product is annotated as protein G1-like4. Bases 470 to 1075 code for a protein of 201 amino acids. Gene Ontology annotation, biological process: mRNA transcription; response to light stimulus. The transcript is spliced from 2 exons. Lineage: Eukaryota; Viridiplantae; Streptophyta; Magnoliopsida; Poales; Poaceae. Gene Ontology annotation, cellular component: nucleus. The record is from RefSeq and is a predicted model, not a curated record.
AGUCACUUCACAUCUCUCCUUUUUAGGCCAAACACCACCCCCACCAGCCCCUGCGCUCCACCCUAAAAAUAGAAGCAGCAGCAUGCAAUUCCCCACACCUUCAAACAGAUCAUGAAGCUGGUGGUGCUCUCCCUGCAGAUCCCCAAUCACCAGAUGAUGGGCCUCCUAUGAGUGAACCAGCAGCCUGCAGCAACUGUUACUACUACCGCCACCGGCCAGCACUGGGAAAGAGUAAGAAGAAGCAGAUGAGAUCAACCAGCUAGCGGCUAUCUUCCAGACCAGUCCAAUGCUUACUGAUCGACCCUUAACCCUAUCUUCUUGCUUAAUUAUGUGAUCAUUGCCUCUCUGAUGCUCCGUGGAUGAUCUUGUGCAGACUCAAGAAGUCAGCCUCCAAUUCGUACACCACCUGCAGUGAGAUCCAAGCUCGCUCGGCUGCUAACUCCACCCAAAGCUAGCUAGCUGAUCCACCAUGGACAUGUCGCCGAACCCCGACAGCCCCUCGUCGGGAGGGGGCAACGGCGGCGGCAUCGGGUCGAGCAGCGGCGGCGCUUCGCCGUCCGUUGGUUCGAUGACGCCGCAGUCGCCGAGCCGGUACGAGGCGCAGAAGCGGCGCGACUGGAACACGUUCGGGCAGUACCUGCGGAACCACCGGCCGCCGCUGAGCCUGGCGCAGUGCAGCGGCGCCCACGUGCUCGAGUUCCUCCGCUACCUGGACCAAUUCGGCAAGACCAAGGUGCACGGCGCGGCGUGCCCCUUCUUCGGCCACCCGAACCCGCCGGCGCCGUGCCCCUGCCCGCUCCGCCAGGCCUGGGGCAGCCUCGACGCCCUCGUGGGCCGCCUCCGCGCCGCCUUCGAGGAGAACGGAGGCCGCCCGGAGUCCAACCCCUUCGCCGCGCGCGCCGUCCGCCUCUACCUCCGCGAGGUCCGCGAGCACCAGGCCCGCGCCCGCGGCGUCAGCUACGAGAAGAAGAAGCGCAAGAAGCCGCAGCAGCUGCUGCAGGGCGACGGCAGCGGCGGCCUUCACGGCCACCCCCACCAGCCGCCGCCGCCUCCGCCCGCCGGCGCCGCCUGCUGAUGAGCUCGAUCGAUCUGGUCGACCGAAGGCGCCUCGAUCGCCCAGCCUCCUAUUUGGCUGGUAUGAUGCCAGAUUGAGCUCGAGCAUCUACAUAUAUAUUUUAUGUAUCAUUCAGAUUUCAGAGUUCGCGUAUGAUGAAUGCAUGCAUGCAUGCCUGCAUGUGCAUGGCAGUGGCUUCCUUCAUGCUGCUGAUCCGUGCACUCUACCUUGAGAAGCACCACCAGUAGUGGCCGGGUGCUGCUGCCUGCGUGUACUUGCAUUGCUUGUGUGUUUAAUUAAUUCGAUUGGCUUUAGCUCUGGUGUUGUCUAUUAUUAGCUUGUAGGAGUGAGCAAGUAUUUGCUGUACUUUGAACAAGAGGAGUGUAUGUGCCGUACGUCCUCUGAGGUCUAGCUAGGGACAGGGAGAUACAUAUAUGGAGAUCUCUCUUGCUGUUUGUGGAAGAGAUUUGAAAGCCCCUCUCUGUGUU